AUGUGGAGGUUUGCGUGUGACGUCCUGUGUUGUAAGUUGGUUACUGUUGCUAGAUUACGUUUCAAAAAGCGAAAUGGAUUAAAAGUUGAAAGCUCAGGCGAAACGAAAUUUUUAAUUAAUGUUUCUCUCUCUCUCUCUCUCUCUCUCUCUCUCUCUCGUUUAAGAAAACGCGAUUGGAGGAAUUCGAAAUUUCAUUCUGCUGACUCUUCAAAAUUAGAAGAAUCCAGCAACCAAUUUCUUUCAAUGCUUCUUUCAUUUCUCUAUAAUUUGUCUCUUUCUAUCCGGUUUUCUGACAGUUCUUUUUUAAUCCUCCUCGUAUUUUCUUUUUUACUUCACUAUCUAUCUAUCUAUCUAUCUAUCUAUCUAUCUAUCUAUCUAUCUAUCACUGUCUGUCUAUCUAUCUAUCUAUCUAUCUAUCUAUCUAUCUAUCUAUCUAUCUAUCACAGUCUGUUUAUCUAUCUAUCUAUCUAUCUAUCUAUCUAUCUAUCUAUCUGA
Messenger RNA from Acanthosepion pharaonis, 495 nucleotides. NCBI's taxonomy places the organism in Eukaryota, Metazoa, Mollusca, Cephalopoda, Sepiida, Sepiidae. The record is from the annotation of a GenBank genome assembly.